AACUUACCAGCUAAGCGAAGCCGAAAGCCAAAUUGACAAAACCAGCAGCACAUCUUGCCCCCAAGAGAAACCGAAGACCGCGAAAUCGCCGAUCACGUAGCCGCGCCGAUCUGAUUCUGACAAUCGGCGUCAGAAACAUUACGACUUCAACUCAAUCCCGAAACCCUAAACUGUUACUCGAUCUCUAUCAGGGGAAGUAUGAGCAAAGAAGACGGGAAGAAUAGGGCCUCUUCGGCCACCGGCGAACCCUUGCCGGCAAACUAUUACUACGGUACAUUUCAAGGAGUAGCCAAUCAUCCGCCUCCUCCUCCACAGUCUCAUCAAGUGUUCGGUUUUCCUCAGCCCGUUCCUCCGCCUGGUGCUGCCGGCGCUCCUCCUCAAUACUAUCCUCAUGGUUAUCAAACUGUUCACGGUUAUGCUGUUGCUGAAGGUAGACCUAUGAGGGAGCACCGUCUUCCUUGCUGUGGUGUGGGGAUCGGCUGGUUCUUGUUCAUCUCUGGUUUCUUUCUUGGUACCAUACCUUGGUACGUUGGAGCUUUUCUUCUUCUGUGUGUUCGGAUUGAUUAUAGAGAGAAGGCUGGCCUUAUAGCAUGCACAUUAGGGGCCAUGCUUGCUUUGAUUGCUGUGACUUUUGGUGUGACAAAGGCAACUCAUUCCUGGUGAGGCUAUCCAGGCUGCAAUAUGUGAACUUAUCGUGGCAAUCUCCAUAGAAAAGGGGGAAAGAGAGAAAGGAUAGAGCAACUUAAGUAAUUGGUUUUUGUUUGAAAGAUGUAUCCUUUUCUCAAUAUGUAUAGCAAAUAUUGACUUGGGUGGUUCUUAUACUAAACAGGCACUUUCCUUUGUAAUGUUUAUGGUACUUCUUGGUUUUGCUCCAAUAGUGAUGUAUAUUUUUUGAAAAUUCCCCAAAAUAUAAGUGCAGAACUAUAUUCAGCUCCAUUGGGGGAA
Molecule: messenger RNA, 945 nt
Organism: Solanum tuberosum (potato)
Lineage: Eukaryota; Viridiplantae; Streptophyta; Magnoliopsida; Solanales; Solanaceae
Product: 60S ribosomal protein L18a-like protein
Exons: 4
Coding region: 199-663 (154 amino acids)
Source: RefSeq, a predicted model, not a curated record